This is a messenger RNA of Micropterus dolomieu (smallmouth bass), 1015 nucleotides long. It is a transcript of the gene pnp4b, whose product is annotated as purine nucleoside phosphorylase 4b. The record is from RefSeq and is a predicted model, not a curated record. NCBI's taxonomy places the organism in Eukaryota, Metazoa, Chordata, Actinopteri, Centrarchiformes, Centrarchidae. Gene Ontology annotation, biological process: nucleoside metabolic process. The transcript has 6 exons. Gene Ontology annotation, molecular function: purine-nucleoside phosphorylase activity. Gene Ontology annotation, cellular component: cytoplasm. The annotation marks the transcript as partial.
CUGCUGCUCCUUUGAGGACUACAAACUGACCACCGAGUGGCUGCUGAACCACACGAGUCACCGUCCGAAGGUUGCAGUGAUCUGUGGUUCGGGACUCGGUCUGCUGGCCGACGGAGCAGCCAACAAACAGACCUUCAGGUAUCAGGACAUCCCCAACUUCCCCGUCAGCACAGUCGCGGGUCAUGAAGGCUGUCUGGUGUUUGGGACAAUCGAGGACACUGCCUGUGUCUUCAUGCAGGGUCACUUCCACCUGUACGAAGGUUACUCCCUCUGUCAGGUGACCUUCCCCGUCAGGAUCUUUAAGCUGAUGGGGGUGGAGUCUAUUCUGGUGACGAACGCUUCCGGAGGAAUCUGUCCGGACUUCAAAGUCGGUGACAUCAUGAUCAUCAAAGACCACAUCAACCUGCCGGGAUUCGCUGGACAACAUCCACUGUUUGGACCCAAUGACGAGCGGUUUGGGAUCAGGUUUCCCUGUAUGUCCGAUGCUUACAGUAAGGAUCUGCGGCGGCUGGCGGUCGAUGUGGGCUCUGAGCUUGGCUGCAGUGACUUCAUCAGAGAGGGAGUUUACUGCAUGGUGAGCGGACCGAACUUUGAAACCAUCGCUGAGGCCAGAAUGCUUCUGAUCCUGGGCUGUGACUCUGUGGGUAUGAGUACAGUUCCUGAAGUGACGGUGGCGAAGCACUGUGGACUCAGAGUUCUUGGUCUGUCCCUCAUCACCAACAUGGUGUCUCUGGACUACAGUCGGGAGGAGAAGGUGAACCAUGAGGAGGUUCUUCAGACCAGUAAGAUGAGGGCGGAGGUUCUGCAGAAACUUGUCACCAUGCUGAUCUCUCGCUGCCAGCAGCAGAGCAUCAACACCCACUGACGGAUCAACAGAGUCCACCUGUUCCCUCCUCACGGUGUUGUAACACCUGUCUGUAGAUGUUGUCUCAGCUUCACCUGCUGUGAACUGCAGGAGAGUUUGAAGUUUGUGCUUCUGCUGACUCACUAAAACUGUCCUUUAAAUAAAUCUGAA